Molecule: messenger RNA, 2370 nt
Organism: Peromyscus eremicus (cactus mouse)
Lineage: Eukaryota; Metazoa; Chordata; Mammalia; Rodentia; Cricetidae
Product: ubiquitin carboxyl-terminal hydrolase 29-like
Exons: 1
Coding region: 1-2370 (789 amino acids)
Biological process (GO): G1/S transition of mitotic cell cycle; protein deubiquitination
Cellular component (GO): nucleus; cytosol
Molecular function (GO): cysteine-type endopeptidase activity; cysteine-type deubiquitinase activity
Source: RefSeq, a predicted model, not a curated record
AUGGCUCCUCUAAAGAUACAUUGUUUUGUCCAAAUCCGAUGCCAGAACCGGAGCAAACUUACCAGGGCUUCUCAGUGGAAAGAAGCAGUCAUCAAAAUAGUACAAAGGAAACAGAAGUUUAAUCUGGUGGUUGCCUUUAAGUUGGAAGGAAGGAGCAGGGUUUUUCACCUGAAUGAUAAUGUGUCAGGUGUAGUGGUUAGUUGUGGUGAGACAGGAGUACAUGGUCUGAAUUUAAAUUUGAAAGAUGACACCUCCUUACUCAUUGACAAGUUAUCCUCCGUAGAUUUUGAAAGGUUGAAAUCUUUCCUGGAUUUUUUUCAUCCAUCUGAAUCCCAGCACUCUGAGGAGUUUGAGAGUAAUCAGGAUGUUCCUGAAAGCAGUGAUCCAUUUCACAGAAAGCACCAUGAGCCAGUUUCUGGAUCCUUGACUACUACACAAGAAAGGGGUACUUCGCUGCCCAUGAAGAUGCCACUUUUGUGGUCAAAUUCCAGCCACGGUCAUGUUGAAAAAGAGAGAGUAGAAACACAGAACAAAAAUAGGAUGAGAAAAUCAGCAUCUAGUGUUAUAAUGAAUGAGGCCAUUCUUCAAGAAAAUCAUCCUGAACCAGAAAAGAAAUCUAAGACCUCUAACUCCAGGAGUAAAAGAAGCAAAGACGAGAAGCCAAUGGCUUUAAGAGAUCCGGAAAAGAACAACACUGGGAAUCUUGAACCUUCAUUCAACCCCAACACCUGCUGGGGUCCUAACUUAGAUGACACUGUUCUUCCAACACUAACACUGUCUGAUGAAAGAGGAUCAAAGUUUAGCCAGGAGACCCAAACAUAUAAUAACCUCCAGCCUCCUCUUCAGACUUACUGGAAACAACUGAAACGUGAAGGCUUCCCCAAUUUGGGAAAUACCUGUUACAUGAAUUCCAUUUUACAAUCUAUUUUUGGGAUUCCAACGUUUGCAAUGGACUUGCUCGCACAAGGUAUCCCAUGGGAGAAAGUUUCAAAUGAUGAUCUUAUCAAGCCCUUAAGCCGACUCCUUGUUUUAAAAGACAUCCAGGAUAUAGAGAUCAAGGGGGCGAUACUCAUGGAUGUGAAGAAAUCCAUUUCAACAGUUGCAGACACAUUCUCGGGUGAUGAACAGAAUGAUGCCCAUGAAUUUCUAAGUCAGUGUUUAGACCAGUUGAAAUUGAACGUGGAAAAACUAAAUGCCAUGUGGAUCACUGAGAGAGAUAAUGAAGCUGAGAGGUCAUCUCCAUCAACAUAUGCUGGGACUGCCACCAACAAAAGGUUUGUUUGUCCUGUCAGUGCUAAUUUUGAGUUAGAGCUGCAGAGCUCUAUUGUUUGUGAAGCCUGUGGUGACGCUACACUCAACACUGAAGUGAGUAAUUACCUCUCUGUUGACCUGCACCAAGGAACAAGAGAAGAGCCUCUGUCUAUUGAAAAGUCCCUUGAUCUUUUCUUUACACCAGAAAAAAUUGAGCGUAAUUGUGCGAAGUGCAAGAACAAGAAUUCAGUUCUCAGGUACACUUUGAGGAGGCUCCCCAGGGUCCUUAUUGUUCAUCUGAAACGCUACCACUUGACCGCUAAUGGGUUGUUGGUGAAGAGUCAUCAGCCAGUUAAGAUUUCUAAGUAUCUAAAUGUAUCUACCCAGUAUAACGAAAACAAGAAACCACCAUUUCCCUUGACCAGUGAGGUUCCUUUUGAUGACUGUGAUGUCCCAAAUGUCCCUGAAGGGAAUCUGCCUCUCAGCCAGUCAAUACCAUCUGGGAAUGUGAAGAACUAUGAGAAAAUUAAUGUAGAUGAAACAUCAAAUCAUCACACUACCACUGAAAAUUCCAAUGGUUUUUGUGAUCUUAAUAAAGAAACAAUUCUCGAAGACUCUCAAGAAAUGGCUGAACAACUUCUCCCUAAUCAUGGGAAUACAUUCCAUAAGGAAUUCCUUCCUCAGGCAUCACCUCAAAGUGCUAGGGGUACUCAGGAGCACAGAGAGAAAUAUCUGAAUAAGAUUUCAGAAAUGAGAGAUCAGAAAGAUGAUGAAGAUUCCCUUGGUGCAUCAGGGAAUCCUAGAAAUAACAAUGUUCCAGGAAGCUACAACACAGUAGAUGCUGUUGAUGAGUCAAAAAAUGUGGUAUUGAGAGAUGAUCCUCAAAAUUACAGACUUGUUAGUCUUAUCAGCCAUGUUGGGAGCUCGCAAGAUUCAGGUCAUUAUGUAAGCAAUGUUUAUGACUUUCAAAAGCAAGCAUGGCUCCUGUACAGUGAUGUCCAAGUGUUCGAGAUUUCAGAGGCUUUGAUUCAGGAAAAUCAGCCUCAAACUGGAUACAUUUUUUUUUACAUGCAAAAUCAAAUUUUUGAGUGGCUGUUGAAAAACGCAUCAGAGUGCUAG